Brassica oleracea var. oleracea is the source of this 527-nucleotide messenger RNA. RefSeq names its product putative lipid-binding protein AIR1. The transcript has a single exon. The coding region runs from base 56 to 400 and encodes 114 amino acids. The record is from RefSeq and is a predicted model, not a curated record. NCBI's taxonomy places the organism in Eukaryota, Viridiplantae, Streptophyta, Magnoliopsida, Brassicales, Brassicaceae.
AAUCACACACAAGAAAAAAGUAAAGAAAGAGAAGCUUAAUUAGCAUUUUCAAAACAUGGCUUCAAAGAACAUCACCAUAGCUCUCUUCCUCACCAUCAACCUCGUCUUCUUCGGCUUUACCAUGGCCCAAGCUCCCGGACCUCAAGCUCCGAUAUGUCCCAGAAGCUCCACCCAGGUCCAAGCUUGUGUCAACAGGCUUACCUCUAUCGUGGGCCUUAACGUUCUACCGCUGACGCAAUGCUGUUCUCUAGUGGCUGGACUUGCCCCCUCUGUGGCCUCUGUCUGCAUCUGCAAUUCCUUAAAACUGUCAGUUCUCGACAUUCUGGGUAUCACUGUGACACUUGGUCAGGUUCUUGGGUCCUGCGGUGUUUCUCCCCCAGCUGGUUUCAUAUGCGCCUAAUUCUCUCUUAUAAGACACCUGUUCCGUCGGAUAAUAGUGGUGCAAGUAUGCUUCUCUAAUAAUUAUUUGUGUGUUAGCAAUAUCUAUAUGUUGUUGAAAAUAAAGUGAAACAUUUGUACUGUUUUUA